Parnassius mnemosyne (clouded apollo) is the source of this 360-nucleotide messenger RNA. The record is from the annotation of a GenBank genome assembly. NCBI's taxonomy places the organism in Eukaryota, Metazoa, Arthropoda, Insecta, Lepidoptera, Papilionidae.
CUGCGGUUGUCAACCUGCAGUAAAACCAGAGUAACUGACAUUGCACAACGGAUUAGUAAGUUGAAGUGGCAGUGGGCCAGCCAUAUAGCUCUAAGAACCGACAACCGAUGGGGAAUAAAGGUUCUCGAGUGGCAGCCUCGUACCAGCAUGCAAAGUGUAGGGAGUCCCCCCACUAGAUGUAGUGAUGACCUGGUAAGACAUGCAGGAAGUCAAUGGAUGCAGCUUUCUAACAUUUUUUACAAAAAAGCAUUUUGUUGCAUUCAUUUUAUGUUAAAACUAGCUGUUCCCCGCGACUCCGCCCGCUUGGAAUUUAUUACGAUUGGAUUUCAUGGGUUUACAUUUUCUUGCGUGGAACCCUAA